Molecule: messenger RNA, 3543 nt
Organism: Talaromyces proteolyticus
Lineage: Eukaryota; Fungi; Ascomycota; Eurotiomycetes; Eurotiales; Trichocomaceae
Product: putative kinesin
Exons: 1
Coding region: 1-3543 (1180 amino acids)
Biological process (GO): nucleoside metabolic process
Molecular function (GO): ADP binding; catalytic activity; protein binding
Source: RefSeq, a predicted model, not a curated record
AUGGCGUCUGCGGCACUCUCUCACGAUGACUACACGGUCGCAUGGAUCUCGGCCCUGCCGCUGGAGAUGGCUGCUGCGAAGGUUAUGCUCGAUGAAAACCACGAUCCCCUUCCUCAGCCGUUCAUAGACCGCAACACAUACACACUCGGGAGACUGUGCGGUCAUAAUAUUGUGAUCGCUUGUUUACCGUCAGGGAUUUAUGGUGUCACCUCCGCGGCUACAGUGUUGACUCAGAUGUUACAAACAUUUCCAUCCCUGCGAUUUGGCUUAAUGGUGGGUAUAGGGGGGGGAGUUCCUAGUAAAGCAGAUAUUCGACUGGGCGAUGUGGUGGUUAGUAGGCCGACUGCCACCUUUAGUGGGGUGGUACAGUACGACUAUGGCAAAACUAUUCGCAGUGGGCAGUUUGAGCGAAUUGGAUCGUUGAAUAAACCUCCCUCAAUGCUGUUGACCGCCAUAGCCCAAGUUGAGAGUAACCAUAUGAUGGGGAAAAGCGCAAUUAAAGAAGUUGUGCUCCAUGUGCUAGGAAAGAACGAAGGAAUGAGAGGAAAAUUUUCGCGGCCUGAUUAUGACUGGCUUUUUCGUGCAAAAUAUCCCCAUGAGGACAGGGACACUGAGUGUUCGGCGGCAUGUGACCAGAACCAACUGAUCAUUCGUGCCCCUCGAGCCACGGAUGAACCUUAUAUUCAUUAUGGUUUAAUUGCGUCCGGAAAUCAAGUCAUGAAGGAUGCGCAGACGCGAGAUCAAAUUGCUCAAGACCUGGGAAUUCUCUGCUUUGAGAUGGAGGCUGCAGGACUGAUGGAUCAGCUCCCAUGCCUUGUAAUUCGAGGGAUAUGCGACUACUGCGAUUCUCACAAACAUAAACAGUGGCAAGGAUAUGCGUCCUUGUCGGCUGCAGCAUACGCCAAAGACCUUUUGUCUGUCGUUCCCGUCAAUUACGAUCGUCAAAAAUCGAGGGAUCAGCUUUGGAUGGUUCCAUUUCCAAGAAAUCCUCGGUUUGCGGGUCGACAGAAUGAAAUCACGAAACUAGAGCAUCUAAUAUCAAUGCACAAUGGACUGAGAAUCGCUCUUACGGGUUUAGGUGGGGUUGGGAAGACCCAAAUCGUGCUAGAACUGGUGUACCGAAUGCGAGACCGAGACCCUGGGUGUUCCGUCCUUUGGAUCCCAGCUGUGAGCCAUGAGAGUAUUGAGCAGGCGUACAUGGACAUUGCCAAACGCCUCGAGCUGCACGAUGUUAGCCCGGCCGAUGUCAAAAUGCGAGUCAAGAUACACUUGAGUCACGAAAAUGCGGGCAAUUGGCUUCUGAUCUGUGAUAACGCAGAUGAUACCGAUCUGUGGGUCUCCAGUCUCAAGGGCUUCCUUCCGCAAAGUGAGCACGGUCACAUUGUCUUUACCACGCGCAAUCGAAAACUCGCACAGACUCUCGCACCAUCCAAUAUUAUCAUCAUCCCGGAGAUGGAUGAACAGGCAGCGAAGGAAGUUCUAACUAAUUCCCUCAUUCACAAAGACCUCGUUCAUGAUGCAGCCAUAGCUACUUUUCUUCAGCAGCUGACCUUUCUUCCACUAGCCAUUACGCAGGCAGCAGCAUAUAUCAAUGCUAAUGGCAUCGGAAUCUCUGAGUAUCUGGCGCUUCUACAGGAAGAGCAGGACGGCGUGGAGCUUCUAAGUGAGGACUUUAACGAUGAAGGCCGCUAUACAGAAAUUCAAAAUCCAGUCGCCACUACCUGGUUGAUCUCAUUCCAUCAGAUCCAACGACUAGACUCAUUAGCGGCGGAUUAUCUAUCAUUUAUGGCGUGCAUCAAUCCACAAAAUAUUCCGCAGUCGCUUCUGCCUCCUGCCUUAUCUUGGAAGAAAAGGACCGACGCGCUUGGACUUCUUAAUGCCUAUUCAUUCACCAGUACCAGUGCACAAGAAGACGGCUCCCUCAGCCUCCACCGACUUGUCCAUCUUGCCACUCGAAACUGGAUGAGACAAAACAAUCUACUACCUCCCUGGACACGUAAAGCGGCGGAUCGAUUUCAUGAAAUUUUCCCUAAUGAUUACCAUGGCAAUCGAUAUCUAUGGCGGGAAUACUUACCUCAUAUCCUAUUCCUUAUCAAAAGAAGUGAGUUUUAUGAGGUGAAGGAGCAAUAUGUUAGCUUACUUCGGAGAAUUGCGCAAUGUCUUUAUAGUGAUGGGAGAUACGAUGAAGCAGAGGUCUUAUUCCACGAUAUCAUAGAUCUGCAACAAAGGAAGAAUGGUGGUAGUAUGCAUCAGCCUACUUUAAUCGAUAUAAGUUGGCUGGCGUCAACCUACCAGAAUCAAGGCCGAUGGAAGGAGGCCGAAGAGCUGAACGUGCAAGUGAUGGAGAUAAGAAAGAGGAUAUUAGGAGCAGAGCAUCCUGAUACACUGAGCAGCAUAGCCGAACUAGCAACAACGUUUUGGAAUCAAGGCCGAUGUAUGGAGGCUGAAGAGCUAGAAAUGCAAGUGAUGGAGAUAAGAAAGAGGAUAUUAGGAGCAGAGCAUCCUGACACGCUUAGCAGUAUGAACAAUCUAGCAUCAACAUUUUGGGAUCAAGGCCGAUGGACGGAGGCUGAAGAGCUGAACAUGCAAGUGAUGGAGAUAAGAAAGAGGAUAUUAGGAGCAGAGCAUCCUAAUACACUGAUUAGCAUGGGCAAUCUAGCAUCAAUCUACCAGGAACAAGGCCGAUGGACGGAGGCUGAAGAGCUGAACAUGCAAGUGAUGGAGAUAAGAAAGAGGAUAUUAGGAGCAGAGCAUCCUAAUACACUGAGCAGCAUAGCCAAUCUAGCAUCAACGUUUCUGUCUCAAGGCCGAUGGACAGACGCUGAAGAGCUGAACAUGCAAGUGAUAGAGAUAAGAAAGAGGGUAUUAGGAACAGAGCAUCCUGACACACUGAACAGCAUAGCCAAUCUGGCAUUAAUGCUUUCGGAUCAAGGCCGAUGGAAGGAGGCUGAAGAGCUAGGUAUGCAAGUGAUGGAGAUAAGAAAGAGGGUGUUGGGAGCAGAGCAUCCUGAUACACUGAUUAGCAUGGGCAAUCUAGCAUCAACGUUUUGGUGUCAAGGUCGAUGGAAGGAGGCUGAAGAGCUGAACGUGCAAGUGAUGGAGAUAAGGAAGAGGAUAUUAGGAGCAGAGCAUCCUAAUACACUGCAUAGCAUGCACAAUCUGGCCUGUAUCUGGAAAUCUUUAGGCAAGCACAAAGAUGCUGUUCUUCUAAUGACCGACUGUGUCCAAUUCCUCACCCAACACUUAGGACCUGAUCACCCACAUACCAUAGCCUCCACGGGGUCUCUCAGUAGGUGGCAAGCAACGGAUACGACUGCAUCUAACAGAUCCCCUGAAACAUUCAGUGAGCCAGGCCAUGACGAUCAAAGUCAACACGUACCAAAGAAACAGCCUAGACCGGUACCGCCGACAAGUCAGCCUGGUAAUGAAAUUGAUGCAAAAAUACCGAAACCAACAUCAAUACCCAUCAGGGGCCGAAAACGAGAUGUCUUCGCAAGUUUAUUUCACCCAAAGACUCUAUCCGGAGGGGAUGGGAGACGAUGA